AUGAUUCAUACUAUCAUUUUUUCCUGCAGCACUCUGCCUCCUUUUGAAGCUGGCUUUGAAUCUAUUUUAAGCCCUCGGGGACAUUUUUUAAGUAGUAAUGCUCCAACUGAGAAUGAGGUAACGUUUAAGAAGGCUCCUGAUGGAAGCAGUACACAACAAGGAACUCUGGAUGUUGAAAUUAUGCUUAGUGAACCUGAUCAUCCCCAUCAAGAUGUUCGCGCUCUUGGCAACAUUCAAACUGGCCAAGAGUCCAGUCAGACAAUUAACAAGAGACAAAGUCUCUCAACAAUAUCGGAAGAUAUAUCAAUUCUUGAAGGGGGAUCUUCCCAUUGUGCCGAACAGCUGGUUAAUACAUCUUCAAAUAAACUCAAUUUUCCUACCUUGAAACAUCGGCUGAUAGGAGCAAAUAAGCAGCCAAUAAGCAUCAAAUCAACAAUACUCACUAAUCAUAGGAACAUAUUUUGGCAGUUAGGUUCCAUGGUUCUUGAAGCUAUAUACCAUGAAGCAACAAAGGCUCUUCCAUCAAGUAUUAACUUGCGAAAACGUUUCUUGGAAGUAUUGGGUUCUGUUGAUUUAGCUCACUCAGAUGAACUUAGGUCAGAGAUAUUGAAAGAUCUCAAAAGAGAUUUUUCUCAUGAUGAACAGUACUGGGAUAUGACAGCUAGACUACAUAUUUCUGUCAUUGACAUGACUAAUGGUGAAGCUAAAAGUGAUGUUCUCUCUAAGUUAAAACAAGCUUUUCAAAAUGCUCAUCCAAUGUUAUCCAAUUUACAGGUUUAUGAGGAGGCUUUGAAUGUUAUACCGUCUGUGAAGAUGUUUUCCCUCUUUGUGAAGUUCUGGAUUGAUGUGGCAUGUCCUGAGAGUAUGGUGCAUAAUGUUGGGCUUGAAGUUUCGGAGUUCAGUUUGUUUCUGAAGAGAGCAUAUGAAAAAGCUGAAUCAACUGGUUGUCUUAUUGAGGAUCUUGCUUACCAGUACAUUUUAUUCUACUUGCAAGCUGGAAAAAUAGAUAAAGCAAGAAAAGUGGCUGAAAAGCUCAGCAGUGGUAAACUUUCAGAGGCUUCCACUGUAUGGUUGCUGAGGAUUUCCUUAGAGAUAAAAUGUCUUGCAAAUAAAACUUCUUCCAUGAGUAACGAUGAUCUCAACUACAUAUUUCAACUCCUUGAACGUGUGCUUAAUAGGCUUUCUCUUUCUAAAGCUGAGGGAUUGUGGUUCAUGGCCUUGAAGGUUUUUUCAUGUCACAAAGCUUAUUUUAAAAGAUUGGUGAAGAUUUUAGAGGGAGCUUUAGCCAGAUGUAGCAGUAAUUGUGAAUCUUCAGUUUCUGCUGCUGUCGUGGAUCGAACUCUCCAAAGUGAUGGUAUUCUGAAUGCAAGAGUUCUUUAUAAUGGGUAAGUUUUCAGUUGUUUUAUUUGAUUUUUU
Dendrobium catenatum is the source of this 1416-nucleotide messenger RNA. RefSeq lists its product as uncharacterized. NCBI's taxonomy places the organism in Eukaryota, Viridiplantae, Streptophyta, Magnoliopsida, Asparagales, Orchidaceae. The record is from RefSeq and is a predicted model, not a curated record. Gene Ontology annotation, molecular function: protein binding; snoRNA binding. The coding region runs from base 1 to 1389 and encodes 462 amino acids. Gene Ontology annotation, cellular component: small-subunit processome; Pwp2p-containing subcomplex of 90S preribosome. The transcript has 4 exons. Gene Ontology annotation, biological process: maturation of SSU-rRNA from tricistronic rRNA transcript (SSU-rRNA, 5.8S rRNA, LSU-rRNA).